CCAUUACCUCUUACACGACAAGUUUGCCUCUCCAUGAAAUCGGCAGAAGAGAAGACCAAAGUUGAAUACUUUUUCGGCUUCGGAUGCUGGGUUUCCCGCCAUCAGCUCCAUGGAAAUCGACUCCGAGAAAAUUCUCCAGAGGAAGCAAUCUUCUUAUGAAUCUCUGCAGGAUGAGAGAUUCGAGAUACAAAAGGAGAUGUAUAGGGGGCAGCAAUACAGCCAAAUUUACUUUGCUCGUUUGCAUCUGAUGAGAACACUUCUUCAUUCGCUUGUUCCUAACUGGAAGCCCCAUUUGCCAGUUUGCACGGUUCUGGGAAUCGAAAAAGGGAAAGAAUGUGUCAUUAUUGGUACAUUGUACAAGCACAUGAAACUCAAACCUUGCAUUCUUGAUGAAUACUCUAAAGAGAGGUCGGCUACUCCACUCGUGAAACCUCAUAACUUUAUGCACCCGGAUGAUCAUCUGGUUCUUGAAGAUGAGAGUGGGAGAGUUAAGCUUGGUGGCACAGCACUUCCUCCUGCCGCUUAUGUGACAGGUGUUGUUGUUGCAUUACAUGGGAAGGAAACUAGUGCUGGCGAAUUCUUUGUUGAAGAUGUAUUAGAAGCUGGCCUACCGCCGCAGGUAGAGCGGCCUCUUGAUCUAAAUGAAGAUAAAUACGUUCUUCUUGUGUCGGGUUUGGGCAUUGGAAGUAAUUCGUCUAAUCCUCUGCAAUCUCAGCUUCUUGUUGAUCAUAUAACCGGGCAUCUUGGAGAUGAGGAGGAACAAGGCAUUGCAGCACAGAUAGUCCAUGUCAUAAUUGCUGGAAAUUCUGUUGAAUUUCCUCGUAAACUCUUUAAUGGACAGAAUUUGGCCUCGAAAGAUCAAUCAACACUGUCUGAACCCGUCAAGGAACUUGAUAUCUUGUUAGCUCAGAUUGCAGCUGGAGUUUCAGUAGAUAUCAUGCCAGGCCCAAAUGACCCAGCAAACUUCUCCUUGCCUCAGCAGCCCUUGAACAGAUGCCUUUUCCCUGGAUCGGCAGCCUAUAACACAUUCAGAUCCUGUACAAAUCCUCACUCAUUUGACCUCGAUAAUGCCAGAUUUCUCGGAACUUCGGGACAGAAUGUAGAUGAUCUUGACAAGUAUUCAGAGGCCAAGGAUAAGCUCGAGUUUAUGGAGAGGACACUGAAAUGGAGGCACCUGGCUCCUACAGCACCUAAUACACUUGGUUGCUACCCUUUUACCGACAGAGACCCUUUCUUGAUCGAGAGCUGCCCUCAUGUUUACUUCAUUGGAAACCAAGUUAAAUUCGGGACUUGUUUGUUAAAGGGGUCAGAAGGGCAGGCGGUGCGACUAAUCUGCAUUCCCAAGUUUUGUGAGACGGGAGUCGCUGUUGCGGUGAACCUGAGGAAUCUGGAAUGCCAUACAGUUAGUUUCGGUACUCAGAUUUAACUGAAAUGUAUCUCCAGGGUUCUUCUUUCUCACUGAAAACCAUCUCAGUUCUUGAAGUGAAAGGAUUGAGCUUAUCAUGUAACAAAAUGGCGACAUAUCUCCAAAUAUUUCAUAAGGGUUUUUGAACUUCUGAUCUCAGAAGUUUGCCUUGUCUUCA
Molecule: messenger RNA, 1583 nt
Organism: Tarenaya hassleriana
Lineage: Eukaryota; Viridiplantae; Streptophyta; Magnoliopsida; Brassicales; Cleomaceae
Product: DNA polymerase delta small subunit
Exons: 14
Coding region: 110-1426 (438 amino acids)
Biological process (GO): DNA replication; DNA strand elongation involved in DNA replication
Cellular component (GO): delta DNA polymerase complex
Molecular function (GO): DNA binding
Source: RefSeq, a predicted model, not a curated record